Messenger RNA from Peromyscus maniculatus bairdii (prairie deer mouse), 1300 nucleotides. NCBI's taxonomy places the organism in Eukaryota, Metazoa, Chordata, Mammalia, Rodentia, Cricetidae. The record is from RefSeq and is a predicted model, not a curated record.
UCAUUUUUUUUUCACAUGAGAAAGAUAGGAUUUCCUUUCUCAUAGCUGAGUCACACCCUGGGUGUGUUUACUAACUGCUUUUCAUGUUUGCUUCACUAUGUGAAUGUGCUGAAUUGCAGAAUAAUGCAUUCAGAUGGAAAAGUCUAGUUCCUCAGACCAGCCUUGUGAGGCAGCCCUGGCUUCAGUGCAUUCAAGAGUCAGGAGGGCGAAGAUCAGACCGCUGAAGUCUCUGCACAGGCACCAACAUCCCUCAGACUCCAAGAGAUCUUGUGACUGAGGAUGCAGGACCUUCUCCUGCUGAGUGCAAGAUAAAGAUCCCCUUUCCUGGCUCCCUCUGGAGUGGAUCCUCAUCUGGGAUGACUGUGCUUCAUCUGGGGAUCCUGAAUGUUCAGGGCCAGUUUCCAGAUGGAAAAUUAAAGCAGCCUCGUUGGCCAUGAUAGUUCUAAAGCUGAUUUCACCCCAGGCAACAAAUGGGUAGAGGCUCAAGAUGAUGAAGACCAAGGUUGAAGUUGAGGGUUUGGUGUCAGAGGAGAUGGUGACAUUCAAGGAUGUGGCCGUGGUCUUCAGCGAGGAGGAGCUGGAGCUUCUGGACGCUGCCCAGAAGAAGCUGUACUGUGAUGUGAUGUUGGAGAACUUCAGGAAUGUGGUAUCCCUGGGGCAUCAGAUCGUGACUCCAGAUGUUUCACUCCAGCUCAAGAGAGAAAACAUGCUUUGGAUGUUGACGAUGGUCAGUUGGAGCUGUGAGUCUGCAGGAUCCAGGAAUCUAAAUGAGAAGGAGUCCCUUCAGGAGGCAGGAUGGAGGCACCUGCCCCAGGAGGAGCUUUUCUGCUCAUGCAUCUGGCAACAAGUUACCAGGGAGUUAACCCAGGGUGGAGACUGCAGGGGGAAGGAUGGAGGAACCGGCUCUGCGUUGGGGAAACAGGACGCUGUGCAGAGCGAAGGAGCGGAGCUCAGUAAACUUUCCAGGAGGAAUUCAUUUCUUCAAGUUCACCAUGGAGAAUGCCGCGAAGAAGAGGCAUGUGAGGAAGAUGCUGGUUGCAGCUGUCAUCUUCCUGCCGUUCCAGGAGAGAAGCCCUCCAAGUGUGGAACUGGGACAACACCUUCCGUCGGGUCUCCAGUCUUCAGUCCCAUCAGAGUCCACAGAGACACAGAUCGACCCAGUCUGACACACUGUUUAAAAAUCUCAGUCAAAGGCCACUAUUUCAGUAUCAUCAGAGCGUCCCCACUGAAGAAAACUCAAACGAAUAUGAGGAGUGUGGGAAUCUUGGGAAAGACUCACAUGGUCAGACACCCCUGUUAG